This is a messenger RNA of Penicillium diatomitis, 2439 nucleotides long. RefSeq names its product DNA replication licensing factor MCM7. The transcript is spliced from 4 exons. Gene Ontology annotation, biological process: double-strand break repair via break-induced replication; DNA replication initiation; DNA strand elongation involved in DNA replication. Gene Ontology annotation, cellular component: nucleus; MCM complex. Bases 1 to 2439 code for a protein of 812 amino acids. Gene Ontology annotation, molecular function: ATP hydrolysis activity; ATP binding; single-stranded DNA helicase activity. NCBI's taxonomy places the organism in Eukaryota, Fungi, Ascomycota, Eurotiomycetes, Eurotiales, Aspergillaceae. The record is from RefSeq and is a predicted model, not a curated record.
AUGGCUUUGCUGCAAUACCAAGCGCCGGUCGAUUACGCCGCGCAACUCGACGGCUUCAAGGAUUUUUUGCAACAUUUUAAGACCCUCCAGUCCACCUCAGAAGCUGCUGCGACCGAAGCUUUGGAAGAUUUGCACAUCGAUGGGAACCGGACCAGUGACGAAUAUGAUUUCAUGGACGAUGCCGACGACGAGGGAGCAACCACACGGGGAGCGAGGAGGCACCGAGAGCCUAAGCUCAAGUACAUGCAAAUUCUGCAAGAUAUUGCCAAUCGCGACGCAUCAAACGUUCUCAUUGAGCUCGACGACUUGGAUGUUUAUGAAAAGACCUUGCCGGAGGAAAUGCAGCAGAGCUUGAAGCUGGUUGAUUCUAUCCAAAAGAACACGAAGCGGUACAUUGAUGUUUUCUCACAAGCCGUGGACGCAGUCAUGCCGAAGGAGACCAAGGAGAUUACGUUCAAGGACGAUGUGCUGGAUGUGAUCAUGUCUCAACGUGAGAAGCGCAAUGAGACCCAACAGAUGCAGGCGGAGGCGGAUAUGGAUGCCGCUCCCGUCGCUUCAUUGUUCCCACCUGAGUUGACUCGACGAUACACACUCAAUUUCAAGCCGCUCACACCCUCUAGCUCCAGCAGCGACCGUGCAGGCAAAGCAUUGGCGGUGCGAAAUGUCCGUGGUGAGCACCUCGGCACAUUGAUUACCGUUCGCGGUAUUACCACCCGUGUCUCCGAUGUCAAGCCUGCCGUACAGAUCAAUGCCUACACUUGCGAUGUCUGUGGAUGUGAAGUUUUCCAGCCUGUGACGACCAAGCAAUUCAUGCCUCUGUCAGAGUGCCUUUCGGAAGACUGCAAGAAGAACAAUACCAAGGGCCAGCUCUUCCUGUCGACUCGGGCGUCUAAGUUUGUACCUUUCCAGGAAGUCAAAAUUCAAGAGAUGGCCGACCAAGUGCCGGUGGGACAUAUCCCUCGCACUAUGACUGUUCACUGCCACGGAGCUCAGACCCGCCAAUUGAACCCUGGUGACGUGGUUGAUAUCGCUGGAAUCUUCUUGCCCACUCCAUACACGGGUUUCCGUGCCAUUCGCGCCGGUCUCUUGACCGAUACAUACUUGGAAGCUCAGAAUAUCACUCAGCACAAGAAGGCGUACAACGAGAUUGGUAUGGAUGCCCGCACUCUGAAGAAAAUCGAGCAGUAUCGCAACUCCGGCAACAUGUACGAGUAUCUGUCGCGUUCGAUUGCACCCGAAAUCUUUGGGCAUCUUGAUGUCAAGAAGGCUUUGCUGCUCAUGUUGAUCGGCGGUGUCACUAAAGAGAUGGGUGACGGUAUGCACAUUCGUGGUGACAUUAACAUCUGCCUAAUGGGUGACCCUGGUGUUGCCAAAUCUCAAUUACUCCGAUACAUUACCAAGGUCGCGCCUCGCGGUGUGUACACCACCGGUCGUGGUAGUAGUGGUGUUGGUCUGACUGCUGCGGUGAUGAGAGACCCUGUUACCGAUGAAAUGAUGUUGGAAGGUGGUGCUCUGGUUCUCGCGGAUAACGGAAUUUGCUGUAUCGACGAGUUUGAUAAGAUGGACGAUUCGGACCGAACUGCUAUCCACGAAGUCAUGGAGCAACAGACCAUCUCUAUCUCCAAAGCAGGCAUCAACACGACUUUGAAUGCACGUACCUCCAUCCUCGCGGCUGCCAACCCACUCUAUGGUCGCUAUAACCCUCGAAUCUCCCCUGUUGAGAACAUCAACCUCCCAGCCGCUCUUCUCUCACGUUUUGAUGUUAUGUUCCUGCUGCUGGACUCCCCUUCGCGCGAGACAGACGAGGAGCUCGCCAAUCACGUCACCUACGUCCACAUGCAUAACAAGCACCCCGAGAGCGAGGACGCAGGUGUCAUGUUCACACCUCAUGAAGUUCGUCAGUAUAUCGCCAAGGCUCGCACCUACCGGCCGGUGGUGCCCACAAGCGUGUCCGACUACAUGGUCGGCGCAUACGUCGCCAUGCGUAAGCGCCAGAAGAAGGACGAGGCUCGCAAACAGCAAUUCUCCCACGUUACACCCCGUACGCUAUUGGGUAUUGUGCGUCUCUCGCAGGCUUUGGCUCGUCUUCGCUUCAGCGAGGAGGUCGUCCGCGAAGAUGUUGACGAAGCUCUGCGCCUCAUUGAGGUUAGCAAGGCCUCUCUGUACAACGAUGGCGAGUCUGUUGCCGAUCAUACCCCCAGCAGCAAGAUCUACACUCUGAUUCGCACUUUGCGGGAGAGUGGAGCUGCCGCUAUUGGUGACGAUGAAGACAAUGCGCUUAGCGUGAGACGUAUUCGGGAACGUGUCCUGGCGAAGGGAUUCACCGAAGAUCAACUCACUACAACACUCGAGGAAUAUGCUAAUCUGGGCAUCUGGCAAAUUAUCGGAAAUGGCUCGCGCCUGGUAUUCCUUGACGGAGACGAUGAGAUGGACGGCUAA